Colletotrichum karsti is the source of this 1251-nucleotide messenger RNA. RefSeq names its product 3-ketoacyl-ketothiolase. Gene Ontology annotation, cellular component: peroxisome. Gene Ontology annotation, molecular function: acetyl-CoA C-acyltransferase activity. NCBI's taxonomy places the organism in Eukaryota, Fungi, Ascomycota, Sordariomycetes, Glomerellales, Glomerellaceae. The transcript has 4 exons. Gene Ontology annotation, biological process: fatty acid beta-oxidation; phenylacetate catabolic process. The coding region runs from base 1 to 1251 and encodes 416 amino acids. The record is from RefSeq and is a predicted model, not a curated record.
AUGGCUCUCGAGCGAAUUGGCUCCAUCGUGAAGCACCUGGCCCCAGGUAGCGCCAUCAACCAAAUCCAGUCCAAGAACCCCGACGACAUCGUCAUCACGUUAGCCAUCCGCACCCCGCUGGCCAAGGCCAAGAAGGGCGGCUUCAAGGACACGACCCUCGAGUACAUGAUCUACGCCCUCCUCAAGGAGGUCCGCGAGCGAUCCAAGAUCGACCCUGCCCUGGUAGAGGACAUUUGCAUGGGAAAUGUCUCCGACGGUAAGGCCGCCUACAAGCUCCGCGCCGCCGCCCUCGCGGCCGGCUUCCCCAACACCGCCGGCGCCUCCUCCGUGAACCGCUUCUGCUCCUCGGGCCUCAAGGCCACCGCCGACAUCGCGCACGCCAUCACCACCGGCUCCAUCGAGGUCGGCGUCGCCCUCGGCGCCGAGAGCAUGAGCAUCGGCGGCGACGCCCUCGACCAGCCCUUCGACGAGGCCGUCGUCAGCCAGUCCCAGGAGGCCGCCGACUGCAUGCAGCCCAUGGGCUGGACCUCGGAGAACGUCUCGAGCGACUUCGGCAUCUCCCGCGAGGAGAUGGACAAGUACGCCGCCGAGAGCUUCCAGAGGGCCGAGAAGGCGCAGAAGGAGGGUCUCUUCGACGACGAGAUCGUGCCCAUCAAGACAAAGAUCGUCGGCCCCGACGGCGAGACGAAGGAGGUCACGCUCACCAGGGACGAGGGCAUCCGGCCCGGCACCACCGCCGAGAGCCUGGGCAAGAUCCGCGCCGCGUUCCCGCAGUGGGGUCCUACUACCACCGGAGGCAACGCCAGUCAGGUCACUGACGGAGCUGCCGCUGUCCUCCUGAUGAAGCGCUCCACCGCCGUCAAGAUCGGCCAGCCGAUCCUGGCCAAGUACGUCGGCUCCACCGUCGCCGGCCUGGCCCCGCGCAUCAUGGGCAUCGGCCCGUCCGUCGCGAUCCCCAAGCUGCUCGCCCAGCACAACCUCACCCUCGCCGACAUCGACGUUGUCGAGAUCAACGAGGCCUUCUCCAGCAUGGCCGUCUACUGCCGCGACAAGCUGGCCCUGGACUGGGCCAAGAUGAACCCCCGCGGCGGCGCCGUCGCCCUGGGCCACCCUCUCGGCGCCACCGGCGCGAGACAGAUCGUCACUGGUCUGAGCGAGCUGCGCAGGACGAAGAAGAAGAUCCUCUUGACUAGCAUGUGUAUCGGCACGGGCCAGGGCAUGGCUGGUUUGUUUGUCAACGAGGUUGUAUAA